AUGCCUGCUGAUUACAAUGGGACUUGGGAAAUGGAAUCCAAUGAGAACUUUGAAGGCUACAUGGUUGCAUUAGACAUUGAUUUUGCAACUCGUAAGAUUGCAAAACACUUGAAACAAACAAAGGAGAUUAUUCAAGAUGGAGACAAUUUCAAAACAAAAACACUCAGUACCUUGAGAAACUAUGAACUGGACUUCACUGUGGGAGUGGAGUUUGAAGAACAUACCAAAGGACUCGAUAACAGGAUGGUUAAGACACUAGUGACCUGGGAUGGUGACAAACUGGUAUGUGUUCAGAAAGGUGAAAAGAAAAAUCGUGGCUGGAAGCACUGGAUUGAAGGAGACCAACUGCAUCUGGAACUGACGUGUGAAGACCAGGUGUGCCAUCAGAUAUUUAAGAAGAAAAAGUAACCGGAAAACCACUUAACCCUUCAUCACUCUAUUGUGCUGAUAUGUUUUGUCGAAAAAAAGAAACAAACCAGAUUUUGUAAUAACUCUGAAACAGCUAUGUGAAUGCAAUUUUGUGCAUGUUUAUGAAGAGAAACAUUUUGUAGAAAUAACAUUAGUUACACACAGUAUCAUUAUUUUCUUUUUUCUUUUCUUUUCUUGGAGUUAAAUAAAAGUAAUUGUCUUUCAAGUUGUGCUUUCCUAUAUCUUUACAAUCUAUUUAGUCUUUUCCAAAAAAACAUUCCUUAGCAACAAAGCUGAAAAUUAGCAGUCACCUCAACCACAGAAUGUUAUGUAUAUACAUACAUAACGUUACGAGAGAAUGUGAAAUGCGGUAGCUCCUUGAAGCAGUCAGAGAACUGGCACUCUGCUAAUAAUCCCAGUGCAGAAGCUGUUAGAAGCACACCACUCCAUUCAGGAAUUUCUCCAUGAAGUUAAAGCUAAGGCAUACUUAUGGCUAUCAGGAAAACUGAUGAGUUUACAUAGACUGCAUGUAUGCUGUGCAUGUGGAGUUUACACAGACUGUGUGUAUCCGUGCAUAAAGAGUACCCAGCAUACAGCAGUCUUCGCCUCGCACCUCACUUUUAGAGUUUAAAAAGAAUUUUAAAAGACUUUGAAAAGUAAUUUCCAUGCAAUUGUCUUCCAUUUUAUUUAGGGUUUUUCAAAAGACUUCAUCUUUUUGCUAUAGGCAAGUUUAAAUUUACCAGGGAUGGUGAGAGCUACUUCUCUAGGUGGAAACAAAUCAUUCAAGAGAACACGCAUGCAUGUUCCACUGAAGAAGGGUUUGUACGUACAAAAGCUCGUCUGCUUUUUCCAACUAUGAAUCAUUUGCAAAAGUCCAAAUCUGAUUAAUAUAUCACUAACACUGACAUGGGCAGGCGCACAGGCGUGUAAAUACCUAUGCAGUGCCAUUUUUAUGAAUUAGACUUUGCUCCUCCUGAUAAAAAUUUGAUACUUCUUGUAUGCUUUAACUGAGCAAUGCUCUAAUGAGAGUUCACAGUGCAGAAACUGCACUUGGAAUUGGUAAAUUCCUUCUUAUUGUUUUCUAUUCAGCCCUGA
Molecule: messenger RNA, 1503 nt
Organism: Phasianus colchicus (ring-necked pheasant)
Lineage: Eukaryota; Metazoa; Chordata; Aves; Galliformes; Phasianidae
Gene: RBP2
Product: retinol binding protein 2
Molecular function (GO): lipid binding
Source: RefSeq, a predicted model, not a curated record